CGAAUUAGCUGCCCCCACCCCAGGUUAUUGAAAUGGACUCAAAACGGAUCAAUUCAAAAUACCUCAGGCAGAUUGAUCCAUCCAAAUUUUUUGCUGGCAAACGAGGCAAUUUGGUACAAUUGUCUCAAACGAGACAAUUAUGUCAAAUUAAUCUGUUACAAUACCACAUGAACAAUUGCUGAGUUAUUUGGCUUUCCAAAAUACUGAUACUAAUCCAUUUGUCUAGUAUGAUUUGGCUAUUUUGAGUUUUGUUUCUCGUUGGGCUUAGUGAUUCUAAAAGGAAGUAGAUUGAGAAAACCGCAGACGGCCCAAAGUCGAUUAAAAGAAAUUGGACCAGUUUCUGUGGGCUACGUUGCUGGGCUUUUAUUAAAUUGGCCCACAUUUAAUUCUGUGUCUCCACAAACAGAAUUCACAAGCCUUUCAGUCCUCCAUCUCGAUCAAACUUAAUUUCUCCACCUUUCUCAGCUACUUUGCUCCUCUGAAAGUUAGGGAUUGCGGCAAACAGGAAUGGGAUUGCAAAAUUAGCCAGAAAACGUAGAAGGGUAUCGCGCUCGACCGGCUAACAGGGGACGUCCAAAGCGAUAAUUUGAAGGACAGUACUGGGUUCGUUUCUUCGUUGGAGAGCUGCAACUACAAGAGGAAGUUGCGCCGUCUUCCACUGCAUUCGUUGCUCCAGUCGCCACCGUCUUCAUCUGAAGCAAUCGCAUAUUUCCAUUCUUUAUCUGGAGUGAGAAGUCGCUAGCUUUAAGCUCUCACUAUUGACCGUGCAUAGCGUCGGUAACCACCUCAAUCUUGUCACCGCCGGUGGCCGCGAAUUUCUUAUUGGAAAUUUGUUGUGAGUUCCGUUUUCGCUGAAGUAGGAGUAGUUCUAUGCAGUUUUGUUGAUUGUACGCUACAGCUAGACUAUCAGAUUCUGCAGGGACAGUAGUUUCUUUGUCAAUUUGUAUCUUCCUACUCUAUGGCUUAGGGAUGCUUCCAAGGUGGCUAAUUGAUGGAUGAUUGAUAAUGUAACCAGAACCUAUUACGCUGAGCAAGUUGCAUUAAACAAGAACAUUAUGAAGUUUUAGAAUUCGGUGGAUUUCUCGUUAUGAAAAUCAAUGUGUGUCCAAAAGUGGUGUUGGUUGUUUCUGCUGUUAAUUGUUGAAGUAGAUGCCUCUCUCUUACAUUGUGGCCAUGCUAACUUCAUGGAUUUUGUGUGGCAUUCUGAUUUCAUUUUUUAUUUGCAAUCCUUAGAGUUUGAUGAUGAUCUCCUUAUUUGAUGUUGAAGGAUUUAAUCCGCGAUCCCUGAACUUAGGCCUGAUUUCAACUUUUUUGGACAAAUGGCUGGCACUGAGGAGAAAAGUGAUCAACUAUGUGAGGUUGCUCCUGUUGGCAGUGGGAUUGAAAAGAAGCAGGAAAGUCGUGAUGAACUGCUAGCCCGGCAUAGAAAGGAGACCGUAGAGCUGCAGAAUAAAGAAACUGAACUAAAAAAGGCAGCUGCAAAAGGGAGCAAGGCAGAACAGAAAGCCAAGAAGAAGGCGGUAGAAGAGGAAAUAUCCCGACUCUCUGCAAAACUCAAAGAGAAACAGGCGAAGGAGCUUGCUUCAUUAGGCUACGUCAGCAACACCAACGACAUCAAUGGCAAAAGCAAACUCGACAAUAUAGUGAUGGCCAUAGCUGGGGUUUCUGUCACCGAUCAGUCGGAGAACACUACUUCAAAGCGGAGCAAAAGUGGGAAAAGGAAGGAUAAAAGAGCCCAGCAAGAAGUCGAAAGAGAGAGGAGAAUUCAAGAAGAGCAGAGCAACCUCGUGAGCGAUCGUAUGAUCGAAGACGAGAGUUUGGGGAGGAAACUUGAGCCCCUUGGGCUGACUGUCAACGAAAUAAAACCAGACGGUAACUGCCUCUACCGGGCCGUAGAAGAUCAGCUAGCUCUCAUGUCAGGUGGGUCGUCUCCAUAUAACCACCAACACCUGAGGAAAAUGGUGGCGGAUUACAUGAGGCAGAACUCAUCCGACUUCCUGCCAUUUUUCCUUUCGGAAAAUGCAUCAGCAGCAGCAGCAGCAGAAGAUUCUUCUGACAGUUCACUAGUGGAUCGAUUCGAUAGUUACUGUGAAGAAGUCGAGUCUACAGCAGCGUGGGGCGGACAACUGGAGCUGGGAGCCUUGACUCACUGCUUGAAGAGGCCGAUCAUGAUCUAUUCAGGAUCCUUCCCUGAUGUGGAGAUGGGGCAGGAAUACAAAUCUGGUGGUGGAAAUGAGUUGUCGAAUGGGAAAAUCAUUAUGCUGUCGUAUCAUAAGCAUGCAUUUGGGCUCGGGGAGCACUACAAUUCCGUGGUUCCAAAUUUGAUUAGCUAGGUAUUGUUUGUACCAGUUGUAUUUGCAAAUUACAGGUCUCGGUUUUGGCUACAUACUUGAUAGACUUCAAUUUGUUCCAGCAUAUACCAGAAUUAACAUUUCAGUAUUAUUUGAUCACGGGUUGUUCUUUUUGCCUGUUAUUACUUUACUACAAGUCUACAGCCUAUGACAUUAUCGAAUUUAUCAUCAACAUAUGACCAACAUUACGUCCUACACCAAGUAAGGAUGUCCGACUCUAAUCUAAAUGUAACCCUAAUCUCAAUAUUGCGAAUGUGGACAGGAAAAAACAGGCUAAGUUUAUAAAAUUUACUAAAAUCAACUAGGGAUGGCAAUUUCGACUUGACCCGAUUUAUCCGACUUGUUUUGAGGCAGGUCAGACCCGCACGUAGACGGGGCGGGCAUGGGUACCUCUCAUCGACCUGCCCUGACCCGCCCCAUUCUCGACCCAUUCUUGCCUAUAUUACAUAUAAUCUUAGUCAAAUUACUUAGGAUAUUCCUCUUAUUACAUUAUAUUUUAGCUAUAAUAAAUUGUAAAUAAGUGAAAACCUCAAUUUCUUCAAUAAUUUAACUACAUUUUUAUCAUAUUAUGGUUUCUUUCUUGGUCUUUUAAUGAAAAUAAUGAAUGCCUCUAAUGUUUUUCGCAUAAAUUACAUACCCAAUGGGUCGACCUGCCCCGAUCCGCGUCCCGUGAUAAAUUAUCUGAUUUGGA
This is a messenger RNA of Linum trigynum, 3042 nucleotides long. The record is from the annotation of a GenBank genome assembly. NCBI's taxonomy places the organism in Eukaryota, Viridiplantae, Streptophyta, Magnoliopsida, Malpighiales, Linaceae.